Pleuronectes platessa (European plaice) is the source of this 3021-nucleotide messenger RNA. RefSeq lists its product as uncharacterized. The transcript is spliced from 4 exons. Lineage: Eukaryota; Metazoa; Chordata; Actinopteri; Pleuronectiformes; Pleuronectidae. Gene Ontology annotation, molecular function: calcium ion binding. The coding region runs from base 1 to 3021 and encodes 1006 amino acids. The record is from RefSeq and is a predicted model, not a curated record. Gene Ontology annotation, biological process: homophilic cell-cell adhesion. Gene Ontology annotation, cellular component: plasma membrane.
AUGGAUCACAGACUCUCCAGAGGCAGCUGGGUGCCGGUGACUGGACUGGUUAUAUGUCUGCUUCUGUGUGCGUGUGUCGUGGACCUGGUUCUGGCGCAAAUUCGGUACUCCAUCCCGGAGGAGUUGGAGCAUGGAGCUUUUGUCGGCAACAUCGCCGAAGACCUGGGCUUGGAUGUGGCUAAGCUGUCAGCCCGUCGGUUUCGUCUCGUCUCCGGCGCAAAUAAGCAGUAUUUAGAGGUGAACUUGGAGAAUGGCAUUCUCUUCGUCAACGAAAAGAUGGACAGAGAGGAGCUGUGUGAAAGAAGUCCGAGCUGUUUUUUACACUUACAAGUGGUUAUUGAGAACCCAUUAGAACUAUACAGAGUGGAAGUGGAGAUUCUCGAUGUGAAUGACAACUCUCCCAGUUUCCCAUGGAGCGAGUUUAACCUCGACAUCACGGAGUCGGCUGCGCCUGGCUCCUGUUUCCCGUUGGAGAGCGCACAGGACCAGGACGUGGGCACCAACUCGCUGCGCUCUUACCAGCUAAGCGCAAACGAGCACUUCAUACUGAACAUCCAGACGCGCAACGAUGGAAGCAAGUUUGCCGAGCUCGUGCUGGACACGCCACUGGACCGGGAACAGCAGAAAAGACAUGAAAUGGUUCUGACAGCCAUUGACGGGGGGUCGCCGGAACGCUCCGGGACGGCGUUGAUAACUAUUAUCGUGUUAGAUGCAAACGAUAACGUGCCCGUGUUCGACCGCUCAGUUUACCGGUCGAGCCUGGUGGAGAACGCAGCGAGGGGGACGCUGGUGCUGAAGCUAAACGCCACAGACCUGGAUGAGGGCUCGAACGGAGAGGUGACCUACGCGUUUAGCGGGCACGCACCCCUGAAGGUGCGAGAACUGUUCAGCGUGGACCCGUACACGGGUGAAAUCCGAGUGAAGGGCAUUGUGGACUAUGAGAAAUCCAGUGUCUACGAGCUGUACGUGCAGGCGAAAGACAGGGGACCUUCCGCUGUGGCAGUGCACAGUAAAGUGCUGGUGGACAUCCUGGAUGUGAAUGAUAACGCGCCCGAAGUCAUCCUCACAUCAGUGUCCACACCUGUCCAGGAAGACGCGCCGCCGGGCACGGUCAUAGCUGUUAUCAGUGUCAUGGACCGGGACUCUGGAGAGAACGGGAACGUUGACUGUCAAAUCCCGAACAACGUUCCCUUUCAGCUCCAUUCAUCAUUCAAAAACUACUAUACUCUGGUGACAAGCGAAUUUCUGGACCGGGAAGCGGUGUCCGAGUACAACAUCACGCUCACUGCCCGCGACCUGGGCUCUCCGUCGCUCUCCACCAGGAAAACCAUCCUCGUUCAAGUGUCUGACAUUAAUGACAACCCCCCGCGGUUCUCUCAACCUUCAUACACAGUUUAUGUGACCGAGAAUAAUGCCCCGGGCGCUUCCAUUUGCUCCGUCACUGCGUUCGACCCCGAUUCCAACCAGAACGCCUAUCUGUCUUAUUCUAUUCUCGAGGGUCAGAUUCAGGGCAUGCCCGUGUCCACUUAUGUCUCCAUCAACUCGGACAACGGCAAUAUCUACGCACUGCGCUCUUUUGAUUAUGAGCAACUUAGAAACUUUCAGAUCCUGGUCCAGGCGCAGGACGCUGGUUUCCCCCCUCUCGCCAACAAUAUCACAGUCAAUGUCUUUGUCUUGGACCAGAACGAUAACGCGCCUGCUAUUGUAUCCCCGCUGCCCAAAAACGGCACCGUGGCCACAGAGGUGGUUCCACGGUCAGUGGAUGCCGGGUAUCUGGUUACCAAGAUAACAGCGUUAGACGCAGACGCGGGGCAAAACUCCCGGCUGUCCUAUCAGGUAUUACAGGCUACAGACCCAGGACUGUUCAGCGUCGCUCUGUACACCGGCGAAAUCAGGACUUUACGCCGGUUAGUGGAGAAAGACGCAACAAGGCACAGGCUGGUAAUAUUAGUCAAGGACAACGGGCAGCCGCCGCUCUCCGCCACCGUCUCCAUUGUCCUCACAGUGGUGGACAGCGUGCCCGAGUCGCUGUCAGAUUUCGGAGACCUCACUCUCAGCCCACAGCCCCCCUCCAACCUCGCUCUCUACUUGAUCGUGUCACUGAGCACGAUCUCUCUAAUAUUCCUGGUCGCUAUCAUCGUGCUGGCCGCGGUGAAGUGCUACAAGGACAGGGAGACCCUCAGCGGGUACAACCUGCCCCCGUUCGCCUGCUGCUGCUGUGGCGGGUUCCAGCCCGAGCCGCCCCCGGAGGUGUUCAAAAAAUCCAACCUCAACCUGCAGAUUUCCUCCGCGGCCAAAGUGCCCACAAACUGCAUGGAAGUGAAUGCAAACAGCAGCCUCUCUCAGUCAUAUUGUUAUAAAGUGUGCCUGACCCCCGAAUCUGCCAAGAGUGACUUUAUGUUCCUGAAGCCGUGCAGCCCCGGCAGCACGCCGAGGAACAACGAGGCGAAGAGCGCAGAAAACUCGUGGAACGCACAAAGCCGGAGCGCAUCUGUGAACAACGGAGCAACUACUCCCAAUGAGCUAAAGCAGCCAAACACAGACUGGACUCUGACAAAAAACCAGAACUCCUCCAUAAAAAGUUACAACUCUAUCAACAUGGAUGGCACCCUGAUGCGUAAGGCCAUGCAUGCUGACCCAGAAAACUACGUCACGUCCAUGGCCCCUGGACAGUACUGGACCUGGGGUACUCACAUGAGAGGCCCGAAAGAAUACAAGAUGUCUCCAUCAACCAGUGGGGUCACCUCUCGCCCCUGGACUCCUCGCUGCACACCUCCUCCUCCUCAGCAGCAGCAGCCGCCGGCGGUGCCCCCCCAACCUCACCCACACCCGCCCCCUGACUACCACCACAAUGUGUACAUACCCGGGACACCAUCGGGCUUUUGCACCCUGAGGCCCGCUGUACAGCGGAGUGAGCUGGACGUCCACAACGCCUUCUCCACCUUUGGCAAGAGGCGGCGUAUGCAGAUGUCCCCCCAGGGAGAGGCUGCGAUUAUAAAUAAUGACUUGUACAACGACUGA